AUGUCUGUACAAGAGACGUCAUCCCUACCAGGAGCAGUAGAUGUCUCAAAAUUGUCUGUUCCUACAUUACCUGGAGUUACCCCAGCUCUUCCCAAGUCUAAUUCUUUAUGGUCCUCGAAUCCCGUUUUUUCUUACUUGAACGAUGUAUAUACAACCAUAAGCGAACACCGUAAGAAUUUGGGAUUGACCAACCCCGGAACUAUUGAGAAUUUGAACAAGGAAGUUAGUAGAGAUGUCUUUUUAAAUCAAUAUUUUUUUACUGGCUUAAGAGCCGAUUUGAACAAGGCCUUCUCAAUGUCGCCAGCUUUCCAAACUUCGCACACUUUGAGCAUGGGUUCUCAAGUUUUGCCUCCAUAUGCGUUUAGUGCCUUGUAUGCUGCUGAUGAUUUUUUCUUACAAGGUAAUAUCGAUAAUGAUAUGAGCUUUAGUGGUAGAAUAAAUUAUGGUUGGGAUAAAGCUAAUAUCUCAAAAAUCACCUUACAGUUGGCUCGGAGCCAACCAUCCAUGGUUCAAUUGGAACAAGACUACCAGGCUAAUGACUUUUCCAUCAAUUUAAAAACUUUGAACCCAAAUUUUCUUUACGGUGGAUUUUCAGGUGUGGCAGUCGCUAGUCUUUUGCAAAGUUUGACUCCAAAAUUCGCCCUUGGUUUAGAAGCUAUGUAUUCAAAACAACCAUUGAGUCCGCCAGAUACUGCGGUAUCCUAUGUUGCUCGUUAUAACAAUGAUGGAAAAUGGAUUGCCUCGGCCCAAAUUCAAGCACAAGGUGCAUUAAUUGCUUCUUUUUGGAGAAAAGUUAGCGACAAGGUAGAGGCUGGUUUGGAAACACAAAUCGCCGCUACAAUGAAACAAGUUGCCGACCCUUUGAUGGGUGUUGGUUUUGAACCAGUAAUCGACGGCACAACAACCAUUGGUGCUAAAUACGAAUAUAGAACUGCUGUUUUUAGAGGACAAUUAGAUUCCAAGGGGAAAGUAAGUGCUUUUUUGGAGAAGAGAAUCUUACCCACAGUUAGCGUUUUGUUUAGUGGUGAAAUUGACCAAUUCAAGAACACUUCAAAAUUAGGUUUGGGAUUACAAUUUGAAGCUGCUGGUAAUGAACAAUUGAUGUUGAUGCAACAAGGUUUGAUUGAUGCAAAUGGUAAUCCAGUUCCUGGCGCUCCUUCAGCUUUAUAA
This is a messenger RNA of Lodderomyces oxycetoniae, 1170 nucleotides long. RefSeq names its product Tom40p (gene TOM40). The transcript has a single exon. The record is from RefSeq and is a predicted model, not a curated record. Gene Ontology annotation, biological process: protein import into mitochondrial matrix. Gene Ontology annotation, cellular component: mitochondrial outer membrane; mitochondrial outer membrane translocase complex. Gene Ontology annotation, molecular function: transmembrane protein transporter activity. The coding region runs from base 1 to 1170 and encodes 389 amino acids. Lineage: Eukaryota; Fungi; Ascomycota; Pichiomycetes; Serinales; Debaryomycetaceae.